This is a messenger RNA of Penicilliopsis zonata CBS 506.65, 285 nucleotides long. RefSeq lists its product as hypothetical. The record is from RefSeq and is a predicted model, not a curated record. The transcript has 2 exons. Bases 1 to 285 code for a protein of 94 amino acids. Lineage: Eukaryota; Fungi; Ascomycota; Eurotiomycetes; Eurotiales; Aspergillaceae.
AUGUCGAGAGUCCAAGAGUACUGGCUUCCCGGAUACGGGCUCUCACGCCAUAUCGUUCUAGGUCACAUCCGGUUCUUUUUGGGACCAUCUGCCUCGGAACAAAUCAACGAUCUUGCAAUCAUGUCGCGGGAGUAUGAGCGGCAAGAAGCCCUCAGAAUGGCGCAUCGCUCCAACCUCGAUAUCACCAGCCAGAACCCAGCGGAACCCUAUAUCAACGAGCUGGUGUCUGUGAAUCCCCGCGGUCGAAGACAGCCUGUGGGAGGUGAAUGCCGACGGGGACGAUGA